This is a messenger RNA of Strongylocentrotus purpuratus (purple sea urchin), 3750 nucleotides long. RefSeq lists its product as uncharacterized. Lineage: Eukaryota; Metazoa; Echinodermata; Echinoidea; Camarodonta; Strongylocentrotidae. Gene Ontology annotation, biological process: DNA integration. Gene Ontology annotation, molecular function: nucleic acid binding; zinc ion binding. The transcript has a single exon. The coding region runs from base 1 to 3750 and encodes 1249 amino acids. The record is from RefSeq and is a predicted model, not a curated record.
AUGGCUACUUUCGGAACAAUUGGUGAAUUUCGGGAGGACGAAGGGAGUUGGUCCCAGUACAUUGAACGUAUGGGGCACUACUUCGACGCCAACAGCAUCGUGGAUGGGGGACGAAAAAGAUCCAUCUUACUAAGUGUAUGUGGAGCUUCAACCUACAAGUUGAUGUCAAGUUUGACAGCACCAAGAAAGCCGGGGGAAGUUGACUUCCAAGAACUUGUUGAAUUAAUGACUGACCAUCGGGAUCCAAAGCCCUCGGUGAUUGUUCAAAGGUUCAAGUUCAACAGUCGUGCUAGAAAGCCGGAGGAAUCAAUUUCGACUUAUAUUGCAGAGCUUCGACGAGUAGCAAUCGAAUGUAAGUUUGACACCAUUUUGGAUGAAAUGUUGAGAGAUAGAAUUGUGUGCGGGGUGGCGGAUGAUCGUAUACAGAGACGAUUAUUGGCAGAGCCGACAUUAACAUUCGAGAAGGCAAAAGACAUCGCCUUGGCAAUGGAGUUGGCAGAUAAAAAUACGGCGGAUCUACGAGAACAAAAUCAGAGAAGCGACAUGGUAAACAAAAUCGCUUUUGCUGGUGGCCGUCGUAUGCCAACGCAACGCCAGUUUUCAGAGAAACAUUCUAGGUGUGGUCGAUGCGGUGAAGGACCCCACAAACAAGGCGCGGACUGUCCGGCGAUAGAUCGAGACUGUUUCCGUUGCGGCAAAAAGGGUCACUACGUAGCGGUUUGCAAAGCCAGGGGAACGAAAGAGGACAAAAGAAAAGUCACUCAUCAGCAGCGGAAACAGGCCAGUUCCAACAAGUCCCGCACCUAUCAAAUAGCAGAGGAAGAAGAGGAGGAGGAAAGCGAAACAUACGGGUUGUUUCAACAUUCCGUGAAUAAAGCAAAACCUCCGCCGUACAUGACGAAACUUUCUGUGAAAGGAAAGGAAGUUAACUUUCAAGUAGAUACUGGCUCAGCGGUUACCAUAAUAAACGAAGAAACAUGGCUCUCACACUGGAGUGAGAAGGACAGACCCAUUCUCAAUGACUCAACAACCCGCCUACGCACUUACACCAAACAUUUAGUCGAUAUUGUUGGGGAAUGUGAAGUCACCGUUUGCUAUGAAAACCAGACGGUACGCGUGUGUCUAAUCGUGGCGAGAGGGGGUGGGCCAAACCUCAUGGGACGAGAUUGGCUAGACGUCAUUAGGUUGAACUGGAGAGAAAUCUACUUGGUCAAAGUCGAAAAUGACGUCUCGAGUUUGAUCGCAGACUACAAUGAGUUGUUCGCACCAGAACUCGGGAAGUUGAAAGGUGUGGAAGUUGACCUGGAUAUCGACGAAGGAGCUUCGCCGAGAUUCCUAAAGGCCCGACCAGUGCCGUUCGCACUGCGAAAUAGGCUGGAUGAGGAACUGGAUCGCCUACUAGCGAAUGACAUCAUAGAACCAGUUCAAUAUUCGAACUGGGCGGCUCCAAUAGUUCCUAUAGUAAAAGGAGACGGAUCAAUCAGGGUUUGUGGCGACUACAAAACAACCAUAAAUUCAGCCGCUCGUUCCGACACCUAUCCUAUACCUCGAGUAGAGGAGCUGUUUGCAAGGCUCGCAAACGGAAAGCAAUUCUCAAAACUGGACCUCUCACACGCAUAUCAACAAUUGGUCCUGUCGGAGAAAUCGAGGGAGUUGGUGACCAUCAAUACCCACAGAGGACUUUUCCGCUAUAAGCGACUGCCAUUUGGCGUAUCGACAGCGCCCUCAGUGUUCCAGCGGACUAUGGAAUCGUUGCUGGCUGGCAUUCCAGGCGUGGCAGUUUACUUAGAUGACCUGCUCAUCACAGGAGAGUCAACGGAAGAACACCUAAAGAACCUAAAGCGGGUAUUGGACGUUCUUCACGAAGCAGGGUUACGCUUGAAGAAGGAGAAAUGUGCGUUUCUCAAGGACGAGGUUGAUUACCUCGGCCAUACUAUCACGGCGAAGGGUCUACAUCCGACGGGGGACAAGGUGGAAGCAAUCACCAAGGCACCAGAGCCAACAAACGUGAAAGAGCUCAGGUCUUUCCUCGGGUUGCUGAAUUAUUACGGGAAAUUUAUGCAUGACCUCGCUUCUACAUUGGAGCCUCUACAUCGAUUGUUGAGAAAGGAGACAAAAUGGCAGUGGGGCAAGGAGCAAGGAGAUGCGUUCGCGAGAGCCAAAAAGCUACUCCAAUCAACGAGGGUAUUGACCCAUUACGAUCCGAAAGAACAGUUGAUACUAGCUUGCGACGCUAGUCCGUACGGCGUCGGAGCUGUUCUCGCACAUAAGUUUUCGGAUGGAUCCGAAAAACCGAUCGGAUUCGCGUCGCGAACCCUAAACUCAGCGGAGCGCCGAUAUUCGCAGCUAGAUAAAGAAGGAUUAGCAGUAGUUUUCGGCGUGAAGCGGUUCCACCAGUACCUAUAUGGUCGGAAGUUUGACAUAAUAACCGACCAUAAGCCGCUACUUGGACUCUUCGGUGAAAAGAAAGCUAUUCCGCAGAUGGCUUCUCCGCGCGUCCAACGGUGGGCGAUUACGUUAGCAGCAUACGAAUAUCGCAUAACGUACAAGGCGGGAGAAGAAAAUGCUAACGCGGAUGCACUCAGCAGACUACCUCAAGAGUCAACAAUCGGGGAUCCUCCCGUCCCAGGAGAUAUCGUUCUACUGAUGGACAUCCUCGAGAAAACACCUAUCACGCCCUCACGCGUCCGUAUAAUGACCGAUAAGGAUCCAGUCUUAUCACGCGUUCGAAAUUUCGUCAUGCAUGGAUGGGUUUCUUCGCAUGAAUUGAAAGACGAAGCGUUCGGUCCGUAUCUGAAUCGUAAAGAUGAGUUGAGUGUACAUGAAGGAGUACUGUUAUGGGGAGCUCGCGUGGUGCUGCCCCCAAAAUGCCGGGAUCAGAUGAUGGAGGAGCUACAUGAUGCUCACCCCGGAAUAGUCCGAAUGAAAACAAGUGCGCGAGGUUGCGUAUGGUGGCCGCAAAUUGACAAAGAUUUGGAGCGAAAAGUGAAAUCUUGUGAAAAAUGUCAAGCACACCAACGACAACCAUCGAAAGCACCGCUACAUCAAUGGGAAUAUCCCAGCAAGCCGUGGUCGCGAAUUCAUGUAGAUUACGCAGGCCCGGUAGAAGGUAAAAUACUUCUCGUAGUAAUUGAUGCGUAUUCGAAGUGGAUGGAUGUUCACAUCACUACGAAAUCGACAAGCGAAGCGACAAUAGAGAAAUUAAGAGAAGUUUUCGCAACACAUGGCCUACCCAACACGCUGGUUUCCGAUAAUGGGCCCUGUUUCACCAGUGAUGAAUUCGCCAAAUUCAUGAAGAUGAACGCAAUAAAUCACAUCAGAGGAGCGCCAUACCACCCAGCUACAAAUGGCCUCGCGGAGAGAGCCGUGCAAACUGUGAAAGGAGCCCUCCGAAAAAUGAGUGGUCCCCUUCACACUAGGUUAUCGCGGUUCCUGUUAAGUUACCGUACAACACCGCAAGCUACUUCAAAGCAAUCACCGGCAGAGUUGCUAAUGAAUCGUAAACUGCGUACUCGCAUUACGUCAGUUCUGCCAGAUGUGAACGCAACCGUAGAGAAAAAGCAGUUCGCCCAAAAGAUCGCUCACACUACUCACGCCCUUCGCGAAUUCAAUGUAGGCGACGACGUCCUUGUGAGAAAUUAUGCUCGAGGCAACCAAUGGUUACCCGGUAAAAUAACCGACCGUACCGGUCCAGUAUGUGGUCAAUGUCAGUGUCGACGGUGCGACACUAAAAUGGAAGCGUCAUGUUGA